Molecule: messenger RNA, 6075 nt
Organism: Heterobilharzia americana
Lineage: Eukaryota; Metazoa; Platyhelminthes; Trematoda; Strigeidida; Schistosomatidae
Source: the annotation of a GenBank genome assembly
AUGUUAUACUUUUCCACUGUUAUGUAUAUUCCAUUUUUAAUUAUUUUUGGCAUUUUCCAUCUAAUUGUUAUGCCUAGGUCUAUCUUGUUGCUUACUGCCUAUUCAAUCGCUUCGGUAUAUAUUACUAUACAGCUAAUGAUGAUUGGAUGUUUCAAACGAUUUGCGAAAUAUGUUACACCGUGUACUUCGCCAACGGUAUGUCGAUUGUUGCUAUGGCUAACUAUGAUUGUAGCUACUGUUACUACAUCACUGAAUAUGUUUUUGUGUCGUCCAAUCAGUGAAAUACAUUUGGUCACUGAUCCAACUGGUCAGAUAAAUUUCGUCGAUUCACAUCAACGUCAAGCAAAACAAUUUCAUCCAUUCAAUGAUUUGAAGAGAAAUUUCACCAUCUCAACUUUACUAGUAGAUUACAAUAGUUUUGAAGAGGAAAGCUUUUUGUCAUCAUCAUCGCCAAGUACUUCAAUGGUUGUUACAACAAGUCCUAGCAACCUCAGUAACCAUAUCAGUGAACAUUAUUGUUUCUUCUACGACCAAUUUAUCAUAAUUGGUUGUUUAUCAAUGCUAAUUUCGGGUUUAUUGUCCUCUGCAGCUUUGUAUGCAACAAAUAGGAAAGCAAAGUUAUCAGUUGUCAACAUGUCUGUUCAGAGGAUGGAUGAGACAUUGGAGUUUAUUGCUACACCUCAAUUAACCCGCGUUUUCAUUGGUUUGAUAAUAUUCACCCUACAUAUUGGUAUAAUCUUAUGGACUACUGAUUACAAUGGAUUGUUUUAUGUAUUUCAAGCUAAGAACGAAGGGUAUGCAGACAAUAACUCAUCGACAUUGACAUCAUCCAUUCAACCAAAUCUGUUCAGUCGAAGUUUUGUACACAGUUUAUUUGCUCAAUUUGCCUUUUUCUUACUGACUGUUCUAUUGCCUCGAAGUUUAGAGUAUCAGAGUCGGUUAAUCAAACAAUGGAAACUGAAGAGUCAAUCAGCUGUGGAGAAAUUGUCUUUGACAAGUUUAGCCUUAGCACGUCUACUAAUCUCGAUUGUACCGCGUUUUGUGAUAGCUAAAAUAUCAAAUCCUGAGAGAGUAACAGAAAUUUUUAGUAAACCAUACCAUAAUAUUGGUGUUGUGUUAAUACAAUUUAUUGUAGUACCAUCAAAAUCAUCGACGGUAGUACUGACUCAAUCGCAACCGCAACCUCAAACACCACCACCACCACCACAACAACAACAACAACAAGAAAGGCAAACGUAUAAUUCUGCAGCAACAGCAAGGACUUCUGAUGAUAAUAAUUCCAAGUUGAAGGCAAAAUCGAUCAGUGAAGAACCAAUACAAAUUGCUGAUCGAAUCCGUUUGUUGAAUCGUGUUAUCCACUUGGUUGAUUCACUUGCCGUCGGACAAAAAACCACAUCUCAACAGUCUUCAACACAGUCGACUGCUGCUAAUGAUGAAGCGAAACCAAGCCGAAACAAAGAAGAGAAGGAGAAAGACAGUACUGGGGAUAAAGUGUUUGGGCUUUCAUCAUCAUCGUCGUCAACAUCUACUGACUCAUCAUCAACAACUAACUUUAAUUUGCUUAAAAUUUAUGCUGGAGGCUCUAUGGUCGGUUAUGCUACUGGUAUUGAAGCGAUUGAUGAUGCGGCAUGUCAAAAUCAUCAUCCUGAUCAAUCAGCUAUAACAUUGCAAUGGACUAGUUUGAUGAAGUUUCUUGAAAAAGUGAUUAUUAUUUGUGAUGAAUUGAAUCAACAGAAGAUGAAAUUGUCGACCUCCACUUCAUCAUCAUCGCCUUCAAGCGCACAAAUUUAUGUUCAAGCUGCACUUCACACGGGAUCAUGUAUCCUUGGUUUUGUAUCGAAUCAACAUCCGGUUUUUACUAUGUGGGGUGAACCAUUGGAAAUAUGUCGUCAACUUUUAUCGAAACAUCAAUUGACUCAUUUAAAUUCACAACAUUUUCUAUUAACAACAGAUGAGUUGAUCAGUUCAAUUCCAGUGAAUAUAUUAAACUCUUCAUCAAUUCUUCAUCAUUCAACUUCCUGUCAACCUAUAUCAUCUAAUCUAAAUAAUAUUAAUAAUAAUUUGUUAUAUCAACCAUCAUUUACAUGGUGUACUGUUGAUCCUACAAAUGGAAAGAUUAUCUUAUCAUCACAACUUCAACGUCCAUUAUCAUUGGUGAAAGUGUUGAAUAGUCGACCUCCAUAUAUUGAUCGAUUACUUCAUUUUUGUAAUGUUCGCUUGAACAGUAAUAAUGAAUCUUAUUCAGAGAUAAUUACUGCUGCUGCUACUGUCACGGAUCCAAGGAGACCGGUAUGUUCUUUGUUCAAUAUGUACAAUCUGCCUACUGCUAUGAUGUCACCUAACAUAACUACUACUGCUACUUCUACUACCGAUGUACCAGUACUAUUACAAGCUGGUAGUAAUAAAAAACAGAAUUAUGUGGAGGAUUCAACAAACUUCGAUACGACAAAUCAUCAGCUUACGACGAAUGUUUCCCGUUUACCUGUCGUCGGUGUUCGUCAUAAUAACAAUAAUACUACUACUAAUGAUAAUGGUGAAAGGAGACUAUCAACUUCCAUUCUUACACUGAAUCCAUUAAAUUCUGUUGCAUCCAAUCCUAUCCGAUUAGUAGUGAUGCCGUCAACAACUGUCGCAUCACUGACAAAUGUUCCAGAACUCGAUCAGUAUCCUCGACGUACAAGUCAGUUGUUAACUACUGUGAGUAUUUUGUCGACUCCACAAACCACACAGUGUCAACUCUUACCUCCUCCACCACCGCCGCCAGCGCCACCGCGGCCACCUCAUCAACGAGCUUAUCCUUCAACUAGUAGGAUUACAGACGCUCCACUUCCUUCACAUACUCUAACACUUAUGUCAUCAGUAGUAACAAUGACUGGAGACAAUACCAAUGAAAACAGCCAUCUGUCUCCUCUUCAAACGUCAUCACCACAAUCAGGACAUUUUAUCACAGAUAGAAUGAAUACACGAAAUAUUAUGAAUAGUCAAGGUGUAAAGCCUAUCAGACCGAACAGUUAUUGGCCAGUUCCUGAUGAAUUGCCAUCUGAUAAAUUACAGAGUCAUCACGACAGUAUUUCAUGCAAAGAGAAAUUAAACAGACCUAUCUCUGUUGGCAUAGUUAAACGAUUCGAUGGGAUGAUGAUGAAUAUUUUAGGCAAUCGGGAAAAACCAUCCAAUUGUCUUCGACCAACAUCACUUUCAUCAACUGAUUCAUUUUUAGUCGCUGAACGUGUAUGUGCCGCUUACGCCUCUGAAAUUGACGAAUCAAAGGAUGAGGAGGUUACUACUACCACUCGUACUACUGAUAAUAAUGUUAGUAGUCAAAAUGAUAAUACUCAAAAAUUGAAUAUUCGUAAUUCCCAAUCGAUUUACAAUUGGAGUCAUGUACAAAGCGCAAUUGAUAAACUUUCAUCCGUUCAGUAUUAUAAUAACAAGAAUACUAACCACAGUAAUGAUAAUGCCAAUAAUAAUAACGAUUUUGAUGAUGAAGAGGAGGAUAUUGAAGAUAAGAAAAAUAAUAUGAUAAACCCUGAUGCUAUAAGUCAUCAUAACCCUUUAUACACUGAUAAUGAAUAUGAAUCGAUGGCGGAAAGUCAAGGCAACCUGUUAGAUAUUGUUGAUCAUCCUAUUUCAUUCUCUGGUAAUAAAUCAAUAUCAAAUAACAGUAAUGAUAAUAAAGUCAACAGAAUAUCUCAUUCAGCAUUAUUUGCCACGCUGUCACAUAUUGAUCCUCGAGAUAGAUUUGUACACCAGCCGUCAACAGAUCAGACAGAGUGUACAACGCAGAAAGUGAACAUUUCAAAUGAUGAUGAUAAGAAUGUAAAUUUUCAAAUGAGCGUCAAUAAAUCAUCUGUAUUUCGUUCAGUAGUUAAUCCGACGUCAACUUCUGUCAUCGGUACAAAUUUCCUAGGAACUACUCAUCAACUGACGAACAAUAUGCCUUUUCAGAGUGCGAAUCAACCCUUACAAAGUGUAUUCGACUUUCCGGAUUAUCAACGUCCAUCAAGUCCUGGUGGUGGAUGUUAUCGCCAUGAAAAGAUGGUGAUGACAUCAACCUGUCAAAUUGGAACAGAUCGAUUAUCAUUAUUAUCAUGUCGUAAAACAGAUCAAGUAAUGAAACAACAAGUGGGGAACUCAAUUAAACGUUUAGAUUCUACAACAUCAUCAUCACCUAUUUCAGUCGCUGCAUCUUCAUCAACUGAUCAUAGUUUAACUAGUGAUCCUCGUUCACAUCAUGAAAUGAUUACAGCGACAGUGUUGGCAACAGCUGGUAGUGAUACUAAGAAAUCAACCCACUCCUCAGGAUCUAAUUCACAGCAUCUUCAUUCUCAGUCGAAUCGUUUCCCUGUCAUUGAGUCAUCGUGUGCGGAUCAUAUUGUUAUACCGAAUAUUUCUAAUCCAAGAAAUAUACACCCGGUUAAUCAUCAAUUUGUAAUGAAUGAGCCUAUGGAGCGUUAUGAUAUUCCUUAUAUACCACAUAAACACUCGAAGUUGACUUCAUCAAGAGAACCGGAAUGUUCAGAUGCUGAGUAUAUGGGUACAGCAUCAUUUGGACCUUUAAGUAUGGCUGUUUUAACAUCAAUGACAGAAGAUGGUCUUACAAGUUGUGAUGGUGAUGAACUAACAGAAGAUGAUGAUUGCCUUGAUUUAAUGACCGACAACAACGAUCUUCUACUACACAAUCAAAACUUUAUCAAUAAUCCACAUGAUAUGAAUGCCUAUUCUUCACGUUGGUACUCUGUGUCUAGUGAACAAGACAAUAGAAUUAGUAAUAAUACUCAUGACAAGGAUAAUGAUGAUAAGAAUUAUGAACAACAUGAUAAUAUUGUUGUUCAUGGGAUGAUGACUGAUAGCCUGUUAGCUAAUCCUGAUGUAGAUGCUGACGAUUCAGAAUUAGACGAGGAUUUCGAUUAUACACCAACAACUGCUGAACAAGUUGAUGAAGGCAUGGAUUCUCGUAUUUAUGACCAUCAACAGAAUAAUGGUCAGUUGUACUUAAAUCAAACUAAACCGGGAACGAAUCAAGCAAUUAUAAACACUUCAUGGCGUGAUCAUAUCACUAUGAGAGACAAUACUACUACUUCUACUAGUACUAAUCAAAAUACACCCAUGUUGUUAGAAGCUGCUUUACUGUCCACAUCUACAACACCCUUGUCACAGUUCGGCAUUGUUGACAGUAGUUCAAAUGAAAACUAUCCACAUAGCGAUAGUGAUAAAAAGGAACAAAGACUCGAUCAUUCAUUAUCAUCGUUUGGUCUUGACGAUUUGGGUAGUGAAGACUUAUUUGCUUAUCAUGGGCGUAUUGGGCAGCGCCUUGAUUACAAUCCAUUACAUAACAAUGAAUCAUCAUAUUCAUCAAGUAUUCAUCCUUCUUCAUCGAAAAACAACACACAUUCUCAUCAAAUUGAUGAGCAGGUGAAUAAGAAGUCUCCUAAUGCAAGAAAUUCUUCUCUACUGUAUAAUAACCUUGGACCAAGACAAGCUGUACGCCCAUCUUUACCAGAAGUAGCUCCAGUUGGUCUACCAGAUUUCUCGCAUCAUCCACAAGCAUCAUUAAUUAUGAUGCCAUGGUAUACAUCGUCAUCAGCUCCAUCUGAUAAACAAGUUAUCCCACCGUCAAGUCAUCCAUUUCUUUUGUCCUCAGCAUAUUCGGCGGCAGCAGCGAAUCCACGACCGAUGGAAGCAGCUGAUCUAAGCUCAGAUUAUGACAAUAUAUACGCAGGUUCUUUCCACCCAUCGAGUAAAUAUGCUUAUGGUUGUCGGUUUAAUCUUCAAAUAAAUAAUGCUACCCAUAUCACUUCUACUAUUGCUAGUAGUAGCAGUAAGCCAGCAGUAAUACCGACACCAACAUUAACUACCGCUGUAAGUGGGUGUGGAAGUCGUCGACCAGCCUUAAGAAAGUUGACUAAAGCUCAACAAAAUCAUACCAAUUGGCAGUUAAUUAUGCCUGGUGAAGAAAGUGAUGCAAUGAGCGGGUACAUAGGUGAUGCUGCUUCGUCAGUCUAUGAUACAGGUGAUGAUGAUGAUGAUUCUGACGAAGAUGAAGAUAAUAAUCACUAUAGAAAAAGAAACAAGUAG